ACAAAAAAAUCAUCUUUAUGUCAUUAGUUUAGACUAGAGUACCUAUAUCGAAUUAGUAUAACUUCAAUUUUGUCUUUCACAAUAAGAUAGGUGUUUUUCACAAUAACUCGGUGAAAUGGCAUCAAUCGCAGAUCAGCUGGAUCUGAAGUGCCGACUGUGUUUAUGUCUUAUCUCGGGAAAACGAUCUGCUUCGUCCAUGGACGAUGAGACCUUCCGGUCAAAAUUGAGUGCAGUUUGCAAUGUUUUGUUCGCGGUCAACGACCAACUUCCAACGAAAGUAUGUUCAGGAUGCAACAAGAAGAUUACGGAUUUUCACGGAUUCGUGGAAGCUAUACGAUGUAAUCAGGAACAGCUGGUAUCUAUGAUACUCCUCCCUGAAGUGAAGGAAGAGCACGAAUUAGUACUGAACAAUGAAACAAUAUUUGAAGAGGUAAAGCCCAAAGUAGAAAAAGAGGAAUCCUUUGAAGAUGACAACAUCGAACCGAUGGAAACGGUACAUGCGGAGAUUGCAGACGAAGAUGCCGAUGAGGAGGACGAUAACAAAUCUGACGCAUCUGAAGCACCAGUGGAAGAGGUCAAAGUAUCCGAUGAUGAUCGCAUGAUUUUACAAUACUUUACCCUUAACUGCGAUACGUGUCCAACUGUGUUUGAGACCUUCAAACAUUUGAAGCAGCACUGCAAAAAAGCGCACGGCCGGAAGCCAACGCUCCAGUGUGUGAAGUGCAACAAGAGUUUCCAGUACAAGUUCAAGCUGAUGCACCACAUCAAUCUUCAUCUGAGGCCAUGCAAAUGCGAAGUUUGUGGCAAGGGAUUUGCUGAUCAACAGGCAUUACGCGUUCAUCACUCAAACAAGCACGCGACUGAUGUGGAUAGACCAUUCAAGUGCGAGAAAUGUCCUCAAUCAUUCAUGAAAGAGAAUUCUCUGAAGUCUCACCUCAAACUGCAUGACCGGGUAGAUUGUCCGAUCUGUAAGAAAAAUUUGUCGAAUGUGUACAAUCUGAAGAGUCACAUGAGUAUCAUGCACAGCACUGAGGAGCGACAGUUCAUCUGCGACGUAUGUGGUAAGGAAUUCAAGUCUCGAGGUGCAAUGGAUUCGCACAGUGUGGUUCACAAGGAGCUGACUCGAGAGGAUGGAGCUCGAUGUGAAAUUUGCAACGUGUGGAUCAGCCGGAAGAACCGGCUUCGGCGACACAUGAUCGAGAUACACGAGUCGAAGGAAGCCGAAUGCAACGUGUGUCACAAAACGUACCCCAACAUGAAGGCCAUGGUCAACCACAGACGCAACAUCCACGGAGGGCAGACGUUCGAGUGCGAGAUUUGCGGCAAACAGUUCAAGAGGAGUAUCAACUUGAAGGAACACCGGGCAGCGGCCCAUACAGGAGAGAAACUGUAUUCGUGCGAGUUCUGUGGAAUGGAAAUGAACUCCAAUGCGAACCUGUAUCAGCAUCGAAAGAAUCGCCAUCCAUUGGAAUGGAUGGAGGCCAAACAGAAGGCUGCUAGGCUAAUCGAUUAGAGGAGUUUUUGUGUAUUUACGUACUAUGAUAGCUGUAAGAUAAGCAAGAAAAAAUUUGAAUAAUAAAUAAGUGAAUGCUCAACACA
Molecule: messenger RNA, 1599 nt
Organism: Aedes albopictus (Asian tiger mosquito)
Lineage: Eukaryota; Metazoa; Arthropoda; Insecta; Diptera; Culicidae
Product: zinc finger protein 530
Exons: 2
Coding region: 116-1513 (465 amino acids)
Biological process (GO): regulation of transcription by RNA polymerase II
Cellular component (GO): nucleus; chromosome
Molecular function (GO): chromatin insulator sequence binding; zinc ion binding
Source: RefSeq, a predicted model, not a curated record